AUGGAAACAGACUAUGCGCCUUCUGUUCGCGAUGACACUUAUACUGAUGACGAAGCCGCGCCACUUGUUGCUAUUUGCAACUCGGACUCCUCCCCAAAGUACAACCGAGCUACGGUGCUGCUGCUAUGCGGUCUGCUGACCGUCGUAGCCGACUUUGGAGGCUCACUCACGGCCGCUCCAGAGGUUCGAUUACUCGAAAUGACUGUUUGCAGAGCAUUCUAUGCGUUGCGCGAUCCCAGUGUUAUCGGGCCACCACCUCUCGGAUAUGUUGAUGAGUCUCUCUGCAAGGUAGCUGAUAUUCAGGUCUCGCUUGCCUAUCUACGAGCUUGGAAGCGCUGUCUCGACAGCAUCCCCGGCUACUUCUACGACGUUUUCUCCCCCGAAUCCAUCUGGUUCGGAUCGCUGUUCCUGGCCUUGGGCGGCGGUUCACGUAUGCUCACAGCGGUGCUCAACAGCGUCAUUGUCGAUGUUUGCGCUGAAGAAAAACGGUUCGCCGUCCCGUUCCCUUGUCAGCUUUCUACAAGCACUAAGCAUUUUCCCAGCUCGGUAGUCUUUUACAUAUUUGGUGCUGCUAUCCAUAUUACUGAUAUAGUCGCGCUGCCUCUUGGCUCGUGGUUCUUGAGCCAAGACCUUUGGCUGCCCUUCAAGUUUUGCUCGCCCUUGAUGCUGCUGUCCUUUGCCAUAAUACUCCUUCUUCCGGAAACCAUGUCACUCCCCCAAAAUCCUCCCUUGGUCAACAUUUCACGGCAGGAUCGGGAGAGAACACAUGAGGUAUCCAAUAUGAUUCGCGUCCUAGCCAUCUCUCUUACGAUCUUCUACUAA
Messenger RNA from Metarhizium acridum CQMa 102, 822 nucleotides. The record is from RefSeq and is a predicted model, not a curated record. Lineage: Eukaryota; Fungi; Ascomycota; Sordariomycetes; Hypocreales; Clavicipitaceae.